AUGUUAUUCCAUUCCACAAAACUAAACCGGCUACUACCCAGAAGACUCAAAGAAUCAGCUAGCUCAUUCCUUCACCAAAAGCGACUCGCGCACAACGUGAUCGGCAUAGAUCUUGGAACUACCAAUUCAGCAGUGGCUUUGGUACAAGGAAAUGAGCCUAGAAUACUUGAGAAUGAAGAAGGUGGACGAACGACACCAUCUAUUGUGGCAUUCAAAGAUAAGGAGACCUUGGUUGGACUUCCAGCUAAAAGACAAGCUUUGGUGAAUCCACGUAACACCUUUUUCGCAACGAAAAGACUCAUCGGGCGAAAGUUCGAGGAUGACGAGGUUCAGAGAGAUAUAAAGAAUACGCUGUAUAAAAUAGCAAGGUAUGAAAAUGGAGACGCUUGGCUAGAGACGAGCGAUGGGCGUCAAUUCUCGCCAUCACAGAUCGGAUCAAUCAUCUUACAAAAGAUGAAGCACAUUGCAGAGUCUCACUUGUCUGACGAAGUAAAGCACGCUGUCGUCACAGUUCCUGCGUACUUUAAUGAUGCUCAAAGGCUGGCUACUAAAAGUGCCGGUCAAUUGGCUGGUCUCGAAGUUCUAAGAGUUAUUAAUGAGCCUACGGCUGCGGCAUUGGCAUACGGCAUCGAUCAAAAGAAGUCCGAUGGCGUAGUAGCCGUCUUCGACUUUGGAGGUGGUACUUUCGACGUAUCAAUACUCGACAUCGACGAUAAAGUUUUCGAAGUGAGAGCCACCAACGGGAACACUCACUUGGGUGGAGAAGAUGUGGAUCUCUUGCUUUUGAAUAGGAUUAUACAACAGUUCAAAGAUGAGCAUGGCAUUGAUCUUCUGGGUGACAGAAUGGCUGUCCAAAGAAUUCGUGAAGCUGCUGAAAAAUGCAAGAUCGAAUUGUCUCAUGUGAAAGAGGCAGAGAUUAAUAUUCCCUUUAUAACAAAGGACAAACACAUUAAACUCAAACUCACUGAGGACGAACUUGAUGAGUUGAGUCUUCCUAUCAUCAACAAAACCAUAGAUCCCGUGAAGAGAUGUCUCCGUGACGCUGACUUGACAGCUAAAGACAUUGACGAAAUCAUCAUGGUCGGUGGAAUGACUAGAAUGCCUAAAAUCAGAAAAGUCGUCGAGGAGUUGUUCGGUAAGAAGCCAAAUGUUUCCGUCAAUCCUGAUGAGGCGGUUGCGCUUGGGGCUGCAAUUCAAGGCGCUGUUCUCUCAGGACAAAUCAAGAACGUGGUUCUUCUCGAUGUGACCCCAUUGACAUUAGGAAUUGAAACAUACGGAGGGUUAUUUAGUCCUCUUAUUCCAAGAAACUCGGCUGUGCCAUUGAAAAAGGAACAGUUUUUCUCAACUGCCGUUGACGGCCAGACUGGUGUCGAAAUCAAAGUUUACCAGGGCGAAAGACCCUUGGUAAAGGAUAACAAGCUUAUUGGUAACUUCAAGCUCUCUAAUAUCCCACCUGGACCGAAAGGCACUCCACAGAUUGCAGUCUCUUUUGACAUCGAUGCCGAUGGUAUCAUAAAUGUCUCCGCUGCUGAUAAGACGCCUUACCCCGAGGACUCACCCUACCAUGGAAAGCCAAAUGAGGUUAGCAUUCAGGUGGUUGGACAAACUGGAAUGUCAGAGGAAGACAUCAAGCAAAUCUUGGAACAAAGUGCUCAGAAUGCCAAGAAAGACGCCGAAUAUAAGCAACAUGUGGAAAAUGCAACACGGGUUGACAUCCUUUGCACUGAUGCUGAGAACGUAAUAGUGCAAUUCGGAAAUCUCAUGGACGAGGAAGACAAGCAACAUAUCAAUUCCAUCCUCUCGUCCUUGAGGACCAAGGUUCAAGACGUUAGAGAAAGAGGCGUUUUACAUGAUGUGGCCCAGAUGACUGAGGAAGUCAAUCAAUUGCAAACGGUGACCAUGGCGGCUGUUAAAAAGGUUGCUGCAAGACAGCAGCAGCUCCAAAAGGACAAUUCUGGCUCUAAAGGGGACAAUUGA
Molecule: messenger RNA, 1977 nt
Organism: Candidozyma auris
Lineage: Eukaryota; Fungi; Ascomycota; Pichiomycetes; Serinales; Metschnikowiaceae
Product: Hsp70 family ATPase
Exons: 1
Coding region: 1-1977 (658 amino acids)
Biological process (GO): cellular response to unfolded protein; protein refolding
Cellular component (GO): cytoplasm; mitochondrion
Molecular function (GO): heat shock protein binding; ATP hydrolysis activity; misfolded protein binding
Source: RefSeq, a predicted model, not a curated record